GACGCUGCCCAGAGAGGUCGAAACUGCUUGGCCUCGUCCAGGCCUGGUAUUUGGUAUCCUUUGAGAGAGAGCCAUGGGCGGCAAGAAGAAGGAAGUUCCCCUGCAGGUCAACAUCACCACCCAGGAGCUCUGGGAAGAAAUGCUCGGCUCCAAAGGACUGACUGUUGUGGAUGUCUACCAGAGCUGGUGUGGCCCCUGCAAACCCGUGGUAAGCCUCUUCCAGAGGAUGAGGAUAGAGGUUGGCUUGGACCUUCUCCAUUUUGCUUUGGCAGAGGCAGACCGUCUUGAUGUUCUGGAAAAAUUCCAAGGGAGGUGCGAGCCAACCUUCCUGUUUUAUUUAGGAGGAAAACUUGUGGCUGUGGUGAAGGGAGCGAAUGGCCCCCUGCUUCAGAAGACCAUCUUACACCAGCUGGAGGCCAAAAAGAAGGUUCAAGCUGAAGGCAGGGAAUGGAACGUGGUUGCUGAUGAGGCUCUUUCUGGUGCAGCCAAGGGUGGUCCACUUGAAAAGGAUGAUGGUGAAGAUUGGGACAUCGUGUCACGAGAGGAGCCCUGUACAUUAGGCAUCAUUAAGCCAGAUGCAGUGGCCCACGGAAAGGCUGAUGAGAUCAUCAUGAAGAUCCAGGAAGCAGGAUUUGACAUACUAUCAAAUGAAGAGAGAACCCUGACAGAGACGGAAAUGCAAGCGUUCUAUCAACACAGAGCUGGGGAGGAGGCAUUUGAAAAGCUAGUCCAUCACAUGUGCAGUGGACCCAGCCACCUCCUGAUCCUCACCAAGACAGAGGGCACUGAGGAUGUAGUCACCGCUUGGCGAACCUUCCUGGGGCCUUGUGACCCCAGCGUGGCCAGGAGGGAACAUCCUGAAAGUCUCCGGGCUCAGUAUGGCACAGAAAUGCCCUUUAAUGCUGUGCAUGGAAGCCGGGACAGAGAGGAUGCCAAGAGAGAGCUGGCCCUGCUCUUCCCCAGUCUCAAGUUUUCAGAUGAAGACAUGAAAUCCCCACAGGGUGCUGAGGCACAAAUCGUGGUGGGCCCCAUGGAGGCCCUUGGCAUCUCUGAGAGUAUCUGAGCACUGGGAUGGUAUGCUGUGUUCUGCCAGGAUCAAGGUCACAAGGCCACAAGAGGGGCCGUUGGUGUGCUCACAUCUGCACAGAUCUCCAGAGGAUGAUUUCAGAGCACCAGCAUGUUCCUGGCUUAGCCCUAUUUUGUGGACAAUAAAAAUAUAUAUCCUUCCCUGCCUUAUUAACUGUCUACAGAACAUACCCUACCCUCUAAUCACUGUACUCUGAGGCAUGGUGUCACCUCAAAGGACACUGGGUCUCCCCACCAAUAAAUCUGAUUUGAUCCAAGCUUG
Molecule: messenger RNA, 1348 nt
Organism: Psammomys obesus (fat sand rat)
Lineage: Eukaryota; Metazoa; Chordata; Mammalia; Rodentia; Muridae
Gene: Nme9
Product: NME/NM23 family member 9
Exons: 12
Coding region: 74-1063 (329 amino acids)
Biological process (GO): GTP biosynthetic process; CTP biosynthetic process; UTP biosynthetic process
Molecular function (GO): nucleoside diphosphate kinase activity
Source: RefSeq, a predicted model, not a curated record